Messenger RNA from Paramisgurnus dabryanus, 810 nucleotides. NCBI's taxonomy places the organism in Eukaryota, Metazoa, Chordata, Actinopteri, Cypriniformes, Cobitidae. The record is from RefSeq and is a predicted model, not a curated record.
GUGAAGUCAGUGAUGGAGGGAGAUUCUGUUACUCUACACACUCAUAUUAAAUUACAGAAAGAUGAUCUGAUCGAGUGGAGUUUUGGACCUGAAGGGUCUCUCAUAGCUGAAAUCAAUGAAGGAGCAAAUAAGAUGUCAAUAUAUGCUGAUGUUCUUGAUGGGAGAUUCAGAGACAGACUGCAGGUGAAUAAUCUGACUGGAGAUCUCACCAUCAAAAACAUCACAACUCAACACACUGGACUUUAUCAAGUAACCAUCACCAGAGGGAAGAUCUCAUCACCCAGAUUCAAUGUUACUGUCUAUGCUUGUCUGCCCGUUCCUGUCAUCACCAGAGACUCUUCACAAUGUUCAUCAUGUGUGUUAUUGUGUUCAGUGAUAAAUGUGACAGAUGUGAGUCUGUCCUGGUACAAAGGAAACAGUAUAUUGUCCAUCAUCAGUGUGUCUGAUCUCAACAUCAGACUCUCUCUACCUCUGGAGGUUGAAUAUCAGGAUACAAACACAUACAGAUGUGUACUCAACAAUACCAUCACAAACCAAACUCAACAUCUCAACAUCACUCAUCUCUGUCAGACGUGUUCAGAUACAACAGAUCUCACCUUCAUUCUUAUCUGUUCUGCUGUUGGAUGUCUGAUGAUUGUCACUUCAGUUCUGAUCUUCUGGAUCUACAGGAAACACACAAAAACACAGCAACACGUUCAAACCAAUGAAGAGGAAAUCACUUAUGCAGAUCCAACAUUCUGUAAAAGAGCAGCACAUAAACCGAGAUCUGCAGUAGAGGAUGAUGUGGUGUAUGCAGGAGUGAAGAGAUGA